AUGGACAUAGAAAACGACUACUUCCUCGUUUGGCUACGAACACGCUCAGAUUUCUUGACUGCCCUCUCCGAUGGCCCAUGGACAAUCUUUAGAUAUUACUUAACCGUUGAACCAUGGUCGCCGAAUUUUACCUCAUCACAAUUAUUCCCUAGCAGAAUUGUGGCGUGGAUUCGCCUUCCGGGAUUACCGGUAACCCUCUAUAAACGCAGCCUUAUUGUUGAAAUUGGUGAAUGCAUUGGAAAGGUUGUUAAAAUUGAUUAUCAAACGGAAACUGGUCAUCAAGGACGCUUUGCAAGAAUGGCGGUGAAUGUGGACCUGAAAAAACCGUUAACCUCGAAGCUUCUAAUCAAUGGGCGCAUUCAGAUUGUUGAAUACGAAUCACUGCCUACAAUCUGCUUCUCAUGUGGUCAGUAUGGACAUGUAAAUGAUAUCUUCCCAGAUAAAAUUAUUGUCGACCAGCAUGAUUCAAAUGACCCAAAGGAUCAAAUAAGUGAACCACAAUUAUCGACUGCCAAUCAAAGCUCUGAACCAUUUGGACCAUGGAUGGUUAUUGAGCGAAGACAACAGAAAAGCAAUAAAAAACCUCCAGCAGAUAAAAGACAAAAUCUAGAGAACAAUGGUUCACAUUUUAAUCCUCUUUAUGAAUCAGCUGAUGAUGUUACAAUUGUUUCAUUUGAAAAUCAAGCUACAUAUACCAACAAAGUUACUCACACGCAAAAUACUGCUCAGACUCCUCAUGCUCAUCAUGCUUCUCAUGGACCGAAUGUCUCUCAUGCUUCCCACGCGACUAAUUCUCUUUCCUCAGCUAAUCACGCACAAUCCAGCAAAAGCAACUCCAGCAGUCAACAUACUGCAAAAAACAAGAUGGUCACUCUUUCCCGUAAACCACUAAUAAUCCCCAAGAUCACUGCUAGAUCUUCGAAAGGAAGCCCAAGUCAAUCCAGUAACCAACCCCGCCAAAGCAAUGUUGAACCACGUGUUACCAUAUUGGAUAGGUCGAAACAUUCGACCAUCGUUCUAGCAGAGAAUACAAAUCCAAACAUUAUUGAUGACGUGAACUUGCAAGUCAUGCACAGAACCACCCAACACAAAUCCAUACCACGAGAACCACCCGAUACAAACCAACUUCAUUCGAGUGAAGCAUUUUCUAAAAGACCAGAAGCCGAUCCUACUAGUCCUGCUCAACGAGACGAUGCCACGCAGAAUAUUUGCAUUGACAGCCAAACGGUUCCCAUACUGGAAUGA
Hibiscus syriacus is the source of this 1245-nucleotide messenger RNA. RefSeq lists its product as uncharacterized. The transcript has a single exon. The coding region runs from base 1 to 1245 and encodes 414 amino acids. The record is from RefSeq and is a predicted model, not a curated record. Lineage: Eukaryota; Viridiplantae; Streptophyta; Magnoliopsida; Malvales; Malvaceae.